Messenger RNA from Ornithorhynchus anatinus (platypus), 1100 nucleotides. RefSeq names its product cell death inducing DFFA like effector a (gene CIDEA). Gene Ontology annotation, biological process: lipid storage; apoptotic process; regulation of apoptotic process. Gene Ontology annotation, cellular component: lipid droplet. The record is from RefSeq and is a predicted model, not a curated record. NCBI's taxonomy places the organism in Eukaryota, Metazoa, Chordata, Mammalia, Monotremata, Ornithorhynchidae. Bases 81 to 722 code for a protein of 213 amino acids. The transcript is spliced from 5 exons.
UCGUCUGCGGGGGCAGGGGGACGGGAGGUGAGCAGUCGGGGCGGAUCGUCAGCCGGUGGGGGCGCGGGGGCCCGCACAGCAUGGAGGUCGCCCUGGACUGCGCGGGAGCCCUCAUCAGGCCUCUGACCUUCAUGGGAUCCCAGACCAAGAAAGUGCUGUUCACUCCCCUCAUGAAUCCGCCGCAUCCUUUCCGUGUCUCCAACCAUGACAGGAGCAGCCGUCGAGGGGUGACUGCAGGCAGCCUGAAGGAGCUCAUUAGCAAGACUCUGGAUGCCUUAGCAAUAACUACUGGACUGAUUACUGUGGUGCUGGAGGAAGAUGGCACAGUGGUGGAUACGGAAGAAUUCUUUCAGACCCUGAGAGAUAAUACACAUUUCAUGAUCUUGGAAAAAGGACAGAAAUGGACCCCAGGCACAAACUCCAUCUCAACCAUAAAACGGCAGAAGAAGGCGGGAAUAGCUAAAGUCACAUUUGACUUGUACAAGUUGAAUCCCAAGGACUUCAUUGGGUGCUUAAAUGUGAAAGCCACUAUCUAUGAGAUGUAUUCCGUCUCCUACGACAUCAAGUGUGCAGGAGCAAAGACUCUGCUGAGGCGACUGCUUCGGUUCCUGUCCUACAUGGCUCAAGCAACUGGACAAUUCCUGAUCUACACUGGGUCUUAUGUGCUGCACGUGCUGGGUGAAAGCGAGGAUGAUCGUCUCUUCUUAAAGAACAAACACUAAAGGGUGGAGGAUGUAGACAACAGAAGUGGAUAUUUUAACAUUAGGUGAGAGGAAUCUGGUAGACCUCUCUUCUGUCCAAAUGUUUAACUUUUUUUUUUUUUUUUUUAGUGGGUUGCUUUUGUUCUUAUACAGGUCAUUUCCAGGUAAUUUUGUGCUCUUGUGCAGGUGUGUGGGUAUUUUUUGAGGGUUAUGCCUACAACAGGGGUGACGUUUAGAAGUCUUCUGUAGUGAAAGAAAAAAUACAUUUGACAUACCACUUUCGAGCCAUGGAAACCAAAAAGCAGAUGAACCCUGUGGUGCAGCACACUGAACAUAUUAGACUGGGUUGAUUCCUCACACACUGAAAUAGGCACGAAUAAACUAUUUCAAAAAAAAUUA